AUGACAAGCGUGUACCCCCUCGAGGUAAAGAUUCAAGUUCCCAACGGAGAUGAAUGGAACCAAAAAACGGGACUUUUCAUUAACAAUGAAUUUAUUUACUCGGACAAGAAGGAACUAAUAGAAGUGGAAAAUCCAGGUAAUGGCACAACUAUAUGUUCAGUUUAUUUAGCCGAUAAGUCUGACGUGAAUAAAGCUGUGCGGGCCGCCAAAAAUACUUAUGAAACCGAAUGGAAGCAUUUUAGUGGUCAGAAGCGGUCGAAUAUAUUGCUGAAAAUUGCCAAUUUGAUUCGGAAGAACAGUUCACAUUUAGCAGAUCUAGAGGCACUUGAGUCGGGAAAACCAAAAAAUAAUAAUGCGAUAGGAGAUGUUUUGCACACAGCCGAUGUGUUUGAAUAUUUUGCAGGUCUUGCCGUGUUGCUCUUACAAGUGAAUUUGCUACUAUGA
Molecule: messenger RNA, 444 nt
Organism: Brettanomyces bruxellensis
Lineage: Eukaryota; Fungi; Ascomycota; Pichiomycetes; Pichiales; Pichiaceae
Exons: 1
Coding region: 1-444 (147 amino acids)
Molecular function (GO): oxidoreductase activity, acting on the aldehyde or oxo group of donors, NAD or NADP as acceptor
Source: RefSeq, a predicted model, not a curated record